Kogia breviceps (pygmy sperm whale) is the source of this 3857-nucleotide messenger RNA. It is a transcript of the gene CRB2, whose product is annotated as crumbs cell polarity complex component 2. The record is from RefSeq and is a predicted model, not a curated record. Gene Ontology annotation, molecular function: calcium ion binding. NCBI's taxonomy places the organism in Eukaryota, Metazoa, Chordata, Mammalia, Artiodactyla, Physeteridae.
AUGGCGCUGGCCCGGCCUGGGACCCGGGACCCCAGGCCCCCGGCCCCUCUCCUGCUGCUGCUGCUUGGGGGCUCUGCCCUCGCCCUCCCGGUCGGAACGGCGCCUUCGGACCCCCCGGGUGCCUGUGCCUCAGACCCAUGUGCUCCAGGGACCGAGUGCCAGGCUACAGAGAAUGGUGGCUAUACCUGUGGGCCCCUGGAGCCCCAGGGCUGCGCCAGUCAGCCGUGCCACCACGGUGCUCUGUGUGUGCCCCAGGCUCCAGACCCCAGUGGUUUCCGCUGCUACUGUGUGCCCGGGUUCCAGGGCCCACGCUGUGAGCUGGACAUCGAUGAGUGUGCGUCCCGGCCCUGCCACCAUGGGGCCACCUGCCACAACCUGGCCGAUCGCUACGAGUGCCACUGCCCCCUUGGCUAUGCAGGCGUGACCUGCGAGGCGGAGGUGGACGAGUGUGCUUCGGCACCCUGCCUGCACGGGGGCUCGUGCCUGGAUGGCUUGGGCUCCUACCGCUGCGUGUGCGCCCCGGGCUUCGGGGGCGCCAGCUGCCAGCUGGACCUGGACGAGUGCCAGAGCCAGCCGUGCGUGCACGGGGGCGUAUGCCACGACCUGGUCAACGGGUUCCGGUGCGACUGCGCGGACACGGGCUACGAGGGCGCGCGCUGCGAGCAGGAGGUGCUGGAAUGCGCGUCGACGCCCUGCGCGAACAACGCGUCCUGCCUCGAGGGCCUCGGGAGCUUCCGCUGCCUCUGCUGGCCAGGCUACAGCGGCGAGCGGUGCGAGGUGGAUGAGGAUGAAUGUGCAGUGGGCCCCUGUCAGCACGGGGGCCAGUGCCUGCAGCGCUCCGACCCAACCCUCUAUGGGGGCAUCCAGGCCGCCUUCCCAGGUGCCUUCAGCUUCCGCCAUGCCGCUGGCUUCCUGUGCCGCUGCCCUCCGGGCUUUGAGGGGGACGACUGCGGUGUGGACGUGGACGAGUGUGCCUCACGGCCAUGCCUCGGUGGAGGCCUCUGCCAGGACCUGCCCAAUGGCUUCCAGUGCCACUGUCCAGAUGGCUACACAGGCCUGACAUGUCAGGAAGAUGUGGACGAAUGCCUGUCAGAGCCCUGCCUCCAUGGCGGGACCUGCGAAGACACCGUGGCGGGCUACAUCUGUUGGUGCCCAGAGGCCUGGGGUGGACGUGACUGUUCCGUGCAGCUCACUGGCUGCCAGGGCCACACUUGUCCGCUGGCUGCCACCUGCAUCCCCACCUUCCAGUCAGGGGUCCACAGUUAUGCUUGCCGCUGCCCGCCUGGUACCCACGGACCUUUCUGUGGCCAGAAUACCACCUUCUCUGUUGUGGCUGGGAACCCUGUGCGGGCUUCGGUGCCAGCUGGUGGCUCCCUGAGUCUGGCACUGAGGUUUCGUACUACGAUACCUGCUGGUGCCUUGGCCACUCGCUCUGAUACUCAGGGCAGCUUGGAGCUGGCACUGGUGGAGGCCACGCUUCAGGCCACACUCUGGAGCCACGGCAACAAUGUGUGCAUCCUGAGGCUGCUGGACCUGCCCCUAAAUGACGGCCACUGGCACCGAGUGGAGGUGAUGCUCCGCCUUGGGGUCCUGGAGAUGCGGCUCUGGCACGAGGGCUGCCCUGCCCACCUCUGUGUGGCCUCCAGUCCUGUGGCCCCGCCUCCUACGGCUUCCCCGGCCCCGACGCCUGCUGGGUUCUGCUCCACGCAGCUGGGUGGCGUGGCCUUUACGGGCUGCCUCCAGGACGUGCACGUGGACGGGCACCUCCUGCUGCCUGAGGAUCUCGGCGAGAAUGUCCUCCUGGGCUGCGGGCGCCAGGAGCAGUGUCAGCCUCCGCCUUGUGCCCACGCAGGGGUCUGCGUGGACCUGUGGACUCACUUCCGUUGUGACUGCCCCCGGCCCUAUAGCGGUCCCACAUGUGCUGAUGAGGUUCCUGCUGCCACCUUUGGCUUGGGGGGCACCCUGAGCUCUGCCUCCUUCCUGCUCGACCAGCUGCCAGGCCCCAACCUCACCAUGUCCUUCCUCCUCCGCACCCGGGAACGUGCUGGCCUUCUGCUCCAACUUACCAACGAUUCAGUAGCUGGCCUGACAGUGUUCCUGCGCGAGGGCCAGAUCCGGGCUGAGGUGCUGGGCAGUCCUGCCCUGGUGCUUCCCGGGCGCUGGGAUGAUGGGCUCCGCCACCUGGUGACGCUCAGCUUUGGGCCUGAUCAGCUGCAGGGCUUGGGGCAGCAGGUGCACGUGGGCGGGAGGUUCCUCCCUGCUGACGCCCAGCCCUGGGGUGGGCCCUUCCGAGGCUGCAUUCAGGACCUGCGACUCAACAGCCUCCACCUCCCCUUCUUUCCACCGCUGCUGGAGAACUCCAGCCUGCCCAGUAUGCCAGGCAGCAGGCGGUCCUGGAACCUCACCAUGGGCUGUGUUUCCGAGGACACGUGCAGCCCUCAGCCCUGCCUCAAUGGUGGGACGUGCCUUGUCUCCUGGAAUGACUUCCACUGCACCUGCCCUGCUAACUUCACUGGGCCCACAUGUGCCCAGCAGCUGUGGUGUCCUGGCCAGCCCUGUCUCCCGCCUGCCACCUGUGAGGAGGUCCCUGAUGGCUUUGUCUGUGUGGCUGAGGCCACGUUCCGCGAGGGACCCCCGGCGGAAUUCAGCGGGCACAACGCGUCGUCCGGGCGCGCGCUCAGCGGCCUCUCUCUGGCCUUCCGCACGCGCGACCCCGAGGCCGGGCUGUUGCGCGCCGCGGACGCUCCCGACACAGUCUGGCUGGCCGUGCGCAACGGCUCGCUGGCGGCCGGCGUGCGCAGUGGCCCCGGCCUGCCCGGCGCGGUGCUGCCGGCGCCCGGGCCGCGCGUGGCCGACGGCGCCUGGCACCGCGUGCGCCUGGCCAUGGAGCGCCCCGCGGCCUCCGCGUCGCGCUGGCUGCUGUGGCUGGACGGCGCGGCGACGCCCGUGGCGCUGCGGGGCCUGGCCGGCGACCUGGACUUCCUGCGCGGCCCGGGUGGCGCGCGCGUCCUGCUGGCCGAGAACUUCACGGGCUGCCUGGGCCGCGUGGCGCUCGGCGGCCUCCCGCUGCCCCUGGCAGGCCCGCGGCCCGACGCGGCCCCCGGCUCCCGGGAGCCCUUCUCGGCCUGGCCUGGCGCGCCGGUUCCGCGCCUCGGCUGCCGCGGUGCGCCCGUGUGUGUCCCCUCGCCCUGCCUGCACGGCGGCGUCUGCCGCGACCUCUUCGACGCCUUCGCCUGCGCCUGCGGCCUGGGCUGGGAGGGUCCGCGCUGCGAGGCCCGCGCCGACCCGUGUCGCUCAGCGCCCUGUGCCCGCGGCCGCUGCCACGCGCGCCCAGAUGGCCGCUUCGAGUGCCGCUGCCCGCCUGGCUUCGCGGGCCCGCGCUGCCGGUUGCCUGUCCUGCCAGAGGAGUGCAGCCUGAAUGUCACCUGCCUCAAUGGUGGCCCAUGUGAGGGUGGGCCCCAGGGUGCCAACUGCAGCUGCCAGGAGAGCUUUGCUGGCCAGAGGUGUCACAUCCCCUGUGAAGCCAACCCCUGCUUGAAUGGAGGCACCUGCCGGACAGCUGGUGGGGUAUAUGAAUGUAUCUGCAGUGCAAGCUUCUCAGGCCAGUUCUGCGAAGUGGUGAAGGGCCUAUCGCUGCCGCUGCCGUUCCCGCUGCUGGAGGUUGCAGUGCCUGCGGCCUGUGCCUGCCUCCUCCUCCUCCUCUUGGGGCUCCUCUCAGGGAUCCUGGCGGCCAGAAAGCGCCGCCAGUCAGAGGGCACCUACAGCCCGAGCCAGCAGGAGGUGGCCGGAGCCCGGCUGGAGAUGGACAGUGUCCUCAAGGUGCCACCUGAGGAGAGACUCAUCUAGGCCCACCUGGC